Messenger RNA from Musa acuminata AAA Group (dessert banana), 1400 nucleotides. RefSeq lists its product as uncharacterized. The record is from RefSeq and is a predicted model, not a curated record. Bases 306 to 1046 code for a protein of 246 amino acids. NCBI's taxonomy places the organism in Eukaryota, Viridiplantae, Streptophyta, Magnoliopsida, Zingiberales, Musaceae. Gene Ontology annotation, cellular component: 90S preribosome; nucleolus. Gene Ontology annotation, biological process: maturation of SSU-rRNA from tricistronic rRNA transcript (SSU-rRNA, 5.8S rRNA, LSU-rRNA). The transcript is spliced from 10 exons.
CCGAGCGCCCGAUCGGCGGGCCACAGCGCCUUCACUUGGGCGGCGCGCGCCUGAGCGUAGGCGCUGGGCGGCUCAGGCGACCGCCUGAUUCAAAUCGGACAGGAUCGAGUUUCCUGGAUCCGGUUCGAUCGAACCAGAUCAACGAAUCUUCACACAAACCGGCGCACACAUGCGACGAGACGACCCGUGGAAACCUAAUCGGCGAAAGGCGGUGGCAGCAGCUUCCUCCUCAUCGUGAACGGCGGCGGCAGCAGCGUCUUCCUCCCGCGGGCUUGUCGUCGAACACAUCAAAAGGCAGAGUGUCCAUGGGAACUGAGAAAUUUAUGUUCUCUAGUGCUCUUAACAGGAGGGAGCCCAACAAACAAGAUGAAGAGGCCUCUGAAGAGGAAGAGGAGGAGUUGGAGCACGAGCUUGCUGAUAUAACCUUCGAAGAUAUCCAAAGAGCUCGGGCUGAUGGCUCCCAUGGCUCCCAUGCCUCUAAGCUUAAUCAACAACUGAAGCCCAGCCGUGCUAACAAGAAUAGGCCAAUGGAGAUGAGUAGCAAAGUGAGAGUUGGGAGGUUUAGGGAGGUCGUCCAGGCACCAAAAAAGGUCGUAAGAGAUCCACGGUUUGAAUCUUUAUGUGGAACUCUUGACACAGAUGGGUUUAGAAAACGGUACAGUUUUCUGUUUGAGGUUGAACUUCCUGCAGAGAAAGAGAGACUUCAAAAGUUGAUCAGGAAGUCAAAAGACCCAAAUGCAGUUGAGGAAUUAAAGAGCCAUCUUUCUUGGAUUGAUAAACAGAUAAAAUCAGGUCCUCGGAAGAGUGCUGAAUCUGAGAUUUUGUCUGAGCAUAUAAAGAAAGAAAGAGAAGCAGCAAAGCGUGGGAAACAACCAUAUUACUUGAAGAAAUCGGAAAUUCGAGAAAGAAAACUGAUACAGAAGUACAAUGAACUCAAGGCUGCAGGCAAGCUUGAUUCUUACAUUGAGAAGAGGCAGAAGAAAAAUGCUUCCAAGGACCACCGUUACAUGCCCUACAGCAGAUCUGGCAAUGAUGCACAAGAAUAGAGGCUUGUGCUCUUGUUCAAAGUCAAUGUGCUCUAUUUAUUUCCAUCCCAACCCCGAAAGAACUCUCUGCUACUGCUCAUUCUGCAGGAUCUUGUGGUGCCCAGGGCCGUGCCGGGGCCUUGUUUGCUUGAAUGCCCAGAAUUGUUCUUGUUUGAUAGUAUCCUCUUAGAAGAACAAGAUCUGGAUAGUUGGUCAUAUAUGUUGCAAACUAUGGGUGCCUGCUUUGCCUGUCAAGAUGCCAAAACUAGUUCUUUGGAAUUGGAAUUGUAUUGAAUUCUUAGCAAUCGCAAGCAGCAACUACAUCACUAAAUCUUCUUUUGUUAUGUAUAUAUUGCUUCCAUUUCUCUUUCGCUA